AUCCCGUGGGCUCCGAGCCCGAGGCCACGCCUGGCAGAGCCUGGCCCGGGCGGGGCGAGUGCCUUGCAAACCGCACGAAUAACCGUCCUGUCCCCGCAGCCCCGCCUGGUCACAGCCAGCACCAUGAAGGUGCCCCUCGUCGGCGACUUCGGCUCCGGCUUCAGCAAGGUGGGCUUCUCGGGGAUGGGGAUGCCCCUGGCUGUGUUCCCGACCAUCCUCGGGAAACUUAAGAACGACGGCCUGCUGGUGGGCCUGGACGAGGAGGACUGGUUCCUGGGGGACGAGGUACAGAGCCGACUGGUGGAGCUCAACCUGCUGCGCCCCGUCUGCCGGGCCAGAGUCACCAACUGGGACCACAUGGAGAAGAUCUGGCAUUACUCCUUCUACCGGGUGCUGUGCGCCGCGCCGGAGCAGCACCCUCUGCUGCUCACCGAACCGCCCUCCGCCGCCCCGUCCACCAAAGAGAAAGUGUCGCAGAUCCUGUUCGAGACCUUCAAUGUGCCUGCCCUGUAUCUAGCCAACCAAGGAGUCCUUUCUCUCUACGCCUCCGGCCUCACCUGGGGGACAGCCAUCGAGUCCGGAGAAGGGAUGACGCACUUCGUGCCCAUCAGUGAAGGCUGCCCUCUGCACCAGUCCACCAUGAAGAUGGAGGUGGCCGGCCAAGACAUAACCCUGUACCUGAUGCAGCUACUGUCGGCCAAGGGGAACUCCUUGAUAAGCACAGGGGACCGGGAGUGCAUCCGGCACCUGAAGGAGAAGCACUGCUACGUGGCCAUGGACUUUGACAAGGAGAGAACGGAAGCCCCCUCGCCUCCCCCCACAGAAAAGUGCCUCCUGCCCGACGGCCGAGAGAUCACGCUCGGCCAGGAGAGGUUCUCCGCCCCCGAAGUGCUUUUCCACACCGACCUCAUAGGGAGGCACAGCCUGGGCGCCCACAUGAUCGCCUUCCGCUGCGUCAGUUCCUGCGACCCUGCCCUCUGGAAGAUUCUCUUCGACAACAUCGUGCUGUCUGGCGGCACCGGCUCCUGCGUGGGCCUGAGGUCCCGGAUGCAGAGGGAGCUGUGCGCGCUGGUGUCGCCUACGAUCGCCGUGGAGGUGUCCACCUGCCCCUUUUCCAAAUACGGUGCCUGGGUGGGCGGCUCCAUGCUGUGCUCCCUCUCCACCUUCAAGGACAUGUGGGUCACCAGCAAGGAGUACCAGGACCUGGGCUCCUCCGUGGUCUGCAGGCGGUCCUUCUGACUGGCAGCUCCCCGGACCCCGGUGCCCGUCCCAGCAGCGCCACCCCUGGCCGAGCCUCACGGUGGCCGGGAACAGAACAAGCAGAUGUCCGAGAAAUAAAAUUCACGCA
Molecule: messenger RNA, 1348 nt
Organism: Phyllostomus discolor (pale spear-nosed bat)
Lineage: Eukaryota; Metazoa; Chordata; Mammalia; Chiroptera; Phyllostomidae
Product: actin-like
Exons: 8
Coding region: 124-1239 (371 amino acids)
Source: RefSeq, a predicted model, not a curated record